Molecule: messenger RNA, 2877 nt
Organism: Myxocyprinus asiaticus (Chinese sucker)
Lineage: Eukaryota; Metazoa; Chordata; Actinopteri; Cypriniformes; Catostomidae
Product: shugoshin 1-like
Exons: 10
Coding region: 155-2104 (649 amino acids)
Biological process (GO): meiotic chromosome segregation
Cellular component (GO): chromosome, centromeric region; nucleus
Source: RefSeq, a predicted model, not a curated record
AUCAUAGCUCGCGGCGCAUGAUUUCGAACACCAACGUCCUCGACGAGAAAUACGCCAGUGAAGUCAUAAAUAUAAAAUACAUUAUUUUACGCAUUAUCUGUCCUAAAUUAGCGGUUUAUUCAUCUUAUGAUAGUGGUAAAUAUUUAGCUCAGACAUGGUUCGGGAGCGGGUGGUGCAGAAGAAGUCUUUCCAGCAGAGUCUGGACGACAUCAAGGACAAAAUGAAGGAGAAAAGAAACAAGCGUCUCGCCAGCGCUUUAGCUGUGAGCCGCGGCCUGUCAAAGCUGAAGAACAAAAACACGGCUACAGUGCAGCCGUUUGUGUUGAAGAGUGUCCAGGUGAACAACAAAGCUCUUGCACUAGCCGUGCAGACAGAGAGGGAGAAGGUAGGGCAGGCACAGGGGGUCAUUCUGCAGUUAAAGAAAGAGAGACAGGCGCUGAUCUUUCACCUGUUGAUGCUGAAGAGGACACUGAGAGAUCGGGGAGCUGUUGAAAAUGCUCAGAUUUCUCCUUCUGUGGAGAGAAGUCCACCAAGUCCCCCUCACCUCAUCAAUAUAAAGCCAGUAAAUGUUGUUGAGACUCACCCAGCAGAGCCUCUCGAGCCAACCUUUUCUGCAAGCACUGUGUCUGUUUCUGGUUGUCGUGGUGACAGACAGGUUUCAUUGCCUCCUACAGUAGGAACAAGGCGAAAGAGGCGCUCUGAGAACGUGCGGAGACAGAGCUCACGUUUUGAAUCUGUAGGGAGAUGUGUUACGGAUGUAAUGAAACCCUCUCUUUGUGAGGAGAAAAGAGAAGAGACUGUCGACAACAGACAAGGAGAGGGGCUUAGCACUGGGUUGGAGGACAUUUUUAAUGAAGAGGAAGUUGUUGGACAGAAAACAUGUGUGCCUGACAGUCUUAACACAGAGUUAAUGAUUUCUGAGCUUCCAGCCGUCCAGCACUCAACGCCUGAGCCCCCUCAGCGGUCCACCAGACAACCCAAGAAAAAAGCGACUCAAACUGCCCCUGGGCCCAAACCAGAGAGGGGGCGCAAACCAGACCGAGCCCCAUUAAAGAAGCCAUGGGAAAACCCCAAACCACGAGCUCGUUCCAAAAGCCGAGACCGCUCACAGAGUCGAGCACGAGUUGCCGAUCGGCUUAACUCCUCGCUGGGUGGCAAUGACACCUUUGAUUUUGACUGUGAAGAGGCAGUCCACCUAACACCUUUCAGAGCAGGAAAUAAAGCUGUGGAGAAACCAUCACCUGAUGCUCUGAUUAAAGAGGAGGUUCCACCCAAUCCUGACACCGUGGAGACCAGCAACGGUUCCUCAGAAGAUGAGCAGGAUGCAGAUGACAGCCUUUAUGUACCUAAGAGAAAAUCCAGAAGAGGUCGUAGUCCACCACCAAGACGUGCUCGCUCCAAAAGGCGGUCUAUUCAAGAGGCCAGAAAGAACAGAGGGAGAGCAAAUACUUCCCUAAAGCAGCACCAUGUUGAAAUAGAGAACACAGAAGAAAAUAGGACUGAAAUUGAAGAUACUGGCCUACAUCUUCCAGAUGCUCUUGAUUCAGGCCCUCUGCUUCCAGAGUCACCAGUCUGUGCUGCUUCUGAGUAUUUCAGCCAGUCAGAGCCGACCCAAGAGAUCUGCCAAGCUCCACCCUCUACAUUGGCAGUAGAGUCUCCCACCCCUGUUACCCCUGGUGGAGAGGCAGAACUUAUGAUGAUUGACUGCCCCAUAUUUGAAUUUUCAAAGUGUCCUAGCAACUUAUCUGAUCAAGAGAAUGAAAUGCCUUUGGUGAUGGAUAGGGGCAGGAGAAAAGGUGGGCUGGUUGUUCACUCCUUUCUGGGCUUAGGCUUGGGUUUGAGUGAUGUGACAAAUCUCUCCCCUGCAGCCUAUCAGAAGCCUUUGUAUACUCAAGUUACCCCUCAAGCCUCCACUCGCAAGCGGCGAUGCACGAGCACUGUCAACUACAAGGAGCCAUCAAUCAGUUCAAAACUUAGACGUGGUGACAAAUUCACGGACACCCGUUUCCUACGUUCCCCUAUCUUCAAGCAGAAACCGACGUCCCGUCGGAGUUCAAUUCAAAAGAUGGAAAAAUAUAACGAGUCAUUUGUGGGCUGUCAUUGAAUAGCUCAGACUGUGUAAAAUAGUUUCUGCCCAGCUUCAUUGAAUUCCAGUAAUGUCUCUCUAAACCACUGCAUCAAUAUAAUAAUUUAGUUUUUUUAAUGUCUGUUACAUAAUUGAAGUUUUUGUUUCAUCUCAUGAUUUUAAUUGUGAAUAUUGAUUAAAGUUUGUCAUUUUAAUUGUCACAAGAAUUUUAGUUUUUAAAAAUAUUAACAAUCUUCUCUGAAAAUAGGAGUCCAGAUAUAAAAAAUUAAUUGAAAAGCAUUCUACUUGUCCAUCAAUGUGAUAACAUUUUAACCCAAAAAAAACAAACAAAAAAAACACGUAAGAUUCCAUCUCUUUUGAGAAGGUUAGAAAUGUGAGGUUUCACUAAAAUGUGUCCAGUUCUCAAGGUUGCUUUCUAAUAGUCGAACUUUGGAAUUUUAAAUGUUAAAUAUGAAGAUUCGUUCAGAGGUCAUUGCAGCCAUGCAAAAGGGGCGCAUUUCUGCCCUCAUUAGGAUGCUUGGCUCCUUGCACCUCAACUGUGAGAUGUCAGUAAUUAAAACAAUACUGUACUUAAUGUUCAAUUGCUUUGAGCUUAUGAAACUUGUUUGGGAUCAAAAAGAAUAAAACUUUGUGAAUGUAAACACAAUGAUACCAACUUUAGGCAGGCAGGCAUGCAAGACCCAGUUAGUGGAUGCUUUAAAUACAUGUCGCUUUUCUAAAAUGAAUUACUUCUUUUUUUUAAUUAUAUAUACACACUACACAAUCACUGUCAUCAAGUCUUAAACCUACAA